Messenger RNA from Mesoplodon densirostris (Blainville's beaked whale), 3620 nucleotides. RefSeq names its product family with sequence similarity 219 member A (gene FAM219A). The record is from RefSeq and is a predicted model, not a curated record. NCBI's taxonomy places the organism in Eukaryota, Metazoa, Chordata, Mammalia, Artiodactyla, Ziphiidae. Bases 296 to 853 code for a protein of 185 amino acids. The transcript has 6 exons.
GCAGAGUCACGGCAGUGGCUGAGCUGCUGACAGGAGGCGGCGGCGGAGGUGGAGGCGAGGCAAGACCUGCGGCUCUGCAGGGCCACGGUCGCUGUAGCGCUAGGCAAGCUGACGGAGCCACGCCGGCCUCAGCCCACCUGCAAACCUCCCGCCUCGUGCCCACCCUCCAUCUGCCCGACUGGUCCGGGGCGGCCUAGUCUGCACCACCGACCCGGCUCCUGGGGCCGCCGCCCCGCGCGGUCCCGUCGGCGUCUCUGGCCGCGCCCGACCCCCGGCCGCCUAGCCCACCGGCACCAUGAUGGAGGAGAUCGACCGGUUCCAGGUGCCCACCGCGCACUCGGAGAUGCAGCCGCUGGACCCAGCCGCCGCCUCCAUCUCAGACGGAGACUGUGACGCCCGGGAGGGUGAGUCAGUAGCCAUGAAUUACAAACCAUCCCCGCUCCAAGUGAAGCUGGAGAAGCAGCGGGAGCUGGCCCGGAAGGGCUCCCUGAAGAAUGGCAGCAUGGGGAGCCCCGUCAACCAGCAACCCAAGAAGAACAAUGUCAUGGCCCGGACAAGGCUGGUCGUCCCCAAUAAAGGCUACUCCUCGCUUGACCAGAGCCCAGACGAGAAGCCACUGGUAGCCCUUGACACGGACAGUGAUGAUGACUUUGACAUGUCCAGAUAUUCCUCCUCUGGCUACUCCUCUGCUGAGCAGAUUAACCAAGAUUUGAACAUCCAGCUGCUGAAGGACGGCUACCGGUUAGACGAGAUCCCCGACGAUGAGGACCUGGACCUCAUCCCCCCCAAGUCCGUGAACCCCACCUGCAUGUGCUGCCAGGCCACGUCCUCCACCGCCUGCCACAUUCAGUAGCUGGUGGGGCCACUGCGGCCGGCCCGGGUGGGGCCGCCGGGGACCAGGUUGGACCAGGCAGGGGCCAACCCCUCCCCAGCUCGUCCACCUGCCCGCGGCCCCCGCGCCCCCUACAGCCGCCAACCUCGUAACAGUCAUUGCUUCCUCCUAUGGUAGGACGUGUACCUCUGUGUGUUCAUGGAGCCGGAGAAACCAAAACCGGGUCUCUCUCCACCCCCGGGAGUGCUGAGGAGGGGAGGGGGCGGUUUGUUCAGUUACUUGGGGGACCUCGCCCAGCAUCCUGCCCCCUCCCCAAAGCUGCAGCCCAGUAGAGGAAAGGGGUGACUGGACUGCAGGGAGGCCAACAGUAAUGAGUGGGGGAGGGAUCACAAAGCCAGGGGUUUGGACCCACCCAUGUGAAGCCAUGAAUCCCCCAGCACCAGCCAAGGAAAGGGGCUGGGAAGGAGAAAGGCCCAGGGCAGUAGAGGCAGGGCCCAGCCCUUUAGAGCCGCCUCCACAUGCCCCCCUGCUGGCCCAUGUACCAUCUGCGUUUCUCCCCUCAUCUCUAGAUGGGAAGCCUGACAAAGGUGCCCAGUGGGAUAUUGUCCCCCACCCCUUGGGGAUCACUGCCUUCUUUCUCCUCUUUGCCUCAUUCACCCGCUUCCUUCCUCUCUGGAUUGUGUGGAGGGUGAGGUGGGCCUUAGAGACAGCCAGAGUUUAGGGUGGUAUGAUCUGCCCUCACCUGCCUCAUCCCCCCACCCAACACACACACACACACACACACGCACACACACACACACACUUUUCUGUUCUGUUCAUUGGUCUCUGUCCCGGGCUGGAAGCAGGAGUUAAGGCUGGCCUUGAAUGCCCCAUUCCGGUCUCACUCUAGCCCAAGAUCCCAGAGGCUGCUUCCCAGGAAGAAUCUUCAAGGAAGCCAGCCUAAGAGAAAUCAGUGGCUGCAUGUGUAUUGCAGGGACAGCUUGGCAGAACGUGUGUGUGCCUGGGGCUGUGAGGGCGUGUGUCUACAUCUCUGCAUUGGGCCUGUGUCUCCAGAUGUCUGCGGCAUCCGCGGUGGGGAAGUGACUGUGUGACCUGUUAACAGUGUGAGAGGCUGCUCAGCAGUGCAGUCAGAAGGCUGGGUUCUGGUCCUAGCUCCAGCACUCUCCCCGUUAUCUCCAACAAGCCAUUUAUAUUCUCUGGCUUUCAGUUCCCUCCACUGUACAAUGAGCAGCAUCUGAAAUUAAGGUUCUUCCAAACCUGAAGGAAUUUCUUCAUAGGAAUUUCUGUGGAGGUGGAUAAGGAGGUCUCUGUGUUGUCUUUUGAGUACAUCUGGUGGCUUCCUGAGUUGCACGUCAGUGUGGAAAAGAGAGGGGGAAGUUCCUGUGGGAGCUGUGUAUACCUGAGUACAAUAGUAUCUUUUGGGAAAUGGGUGAGUGUGUGUCUGUGUGUGUCUGUGGAUGUGCACGUGUAUGUGGAUUUCUAUGGUGUGUGUAGCUGUGUGGGGUGUCUGAGAGUCAGAAUGUAUGUACUGCUGCUUCUGCUGCUGUCACUCGGUGGUGGCAGGGGUGGGGGUGGUGGCUAGAAAAGCUGAGGAUGAAAAUCAAGAGGGAGAAGGUGACCAAGGCCCUCCCCUGGGCCUGGGCAGUAUAGAUCUGCCCCGUGCGAAGGAAAGCAAAAGCACAGAUAGCCCACGCCUGGUCAGGUCUAUGCCACACAAACCCCGUAUCCCAGGGCCACGCCUCCAUGCUGACCUCCCCCACAUGCUGGCCAAUCCACUCUAAUAUAUACCACUCACAUGCUGCCAGCGUGCACAGGACACACCCACAGCCCAGUUCCUGGCUGCCAGUCCUGGGAGGUGGGAGUUGGAAGGGGGCGAGGGCAGUGAGAAGAGAGAGUAAGGCUGCUGCCUUAGGAGGGGUAGCACCUCUCCCUGCACCACACCCAGGGGCUGCCAGCUCCUGAGUGCUGAGGUGCAGCUCUCCACCCUCAACUCCUCCAACCCACGCCUAACUCCUCCAGUGCAGGGACCCUGGUUAGAUGAUGAGAAAAUGCCAAAGGGAGGCAAGGACGGAGAAGGCACCUGCAGGACUCACACGGCCCAUACUGGCCCCCACCUGAGCCUGUUUCUCCCCCCACCCCGCCCCGGUCAGCAUACCCACCCCCCGUCAUCUGGGCCCCAAACCAAGCUUCCUACUACUACUACCGCCACCACCCUGGCCUCCUUGACUCACCCUUCGAGAACAUGGGGACCUCCUCUUUUCCAGGCAGGGCCCCCGCCAAGGCUCACUUAGACUGCUGCCUUUGCUGCUGACAUGCUGUGUGACUCUGGCCCACUGCUUAACCUCUCUGGCCCUGAGGAAUAAGGGAAAGGCUCCCUCCCCACAAGAUAUACCUAAUUCCCUGGCAGGCAAGGGCUUCUAGCCGAGGCAGUGUAGCAAGUGUAGUGGAGAGAAGUACGAAGCUGGCAGCCAGCACUUUCUGGGUCUAGGGAAAGUGCAUGGUUCCCUCCUUCCCUGUGUGGGAGGUUGGAGGGGAGGAAUCGAGGCCUUAGUUUGCCCCCUGCCACCCUUGCCCCUUGUAGAUACUGCCUUAACACUCCCUCUACCCUCAGCUCUGGCUGCCACCCAGCCAGGUUUCUCCGUGCUCACUAAUUUAUUUCCAGGAAGGUGUGUGGAAGACAUGAGCCGUGUAUAAAAUUUUUUUUAACAUUUCCAUCGCAGUAUUGACCAUCAUCCUUGGUUGUGUAUCGUGUAACACAAAUAAUGAUAUUAAAAGCAUCAAACAAGCC